UUUGACAUUUCCAAAAUUGUUCGCAGUCGGUUUGUUUUGUUGUUCGAUCAGUGCGCGAGAAGCAGUCCUUAUUUCAAAUCACAAAAAAUCUGUUAAAUUCACAACAUUUCUGGCAUGAGGCGUCCCAGCCGGGCUCAGUUCGAUCAAAUAUGCCGCUUGUGCUUGGAGGGUUCCGAUUUGGUCAACAUCUUCGAGCGGCAUCCGAAAACGCAGAAAGAGUCGGCCAGUUUGCUGGUUCGGGAGACGGUUGAGAUGCUCGGAUUGGCGGUUGAACCUGACGAUGGCCUUCCCAAGAAAAUUUGCAUACCUUGCAAAGACUUCCUUCGACAGUUGUACAAAUUCAAAAACCAAUGCCAGGAAGCAAGUGACUUGCUUGCUGAAGCAUUAUCCUCUGCGGUUCAGCAUACGCCUACACCACAUAUGCCUCCAAUAGCAUCUUUACCUCAAUCACCAUUUCACCCUAAGGAAAUUGACGAUGAUCACCAAGAAACUCGUGCAAAAUCUCCAUCACCGAAACCCCAAAUCUUAAUAAUUCCUGCUGCUGACCUCCUUAAACAAGAAUAUGUUCAUCAACCACAACCGGUGCCGUCAACAUCUGAAGCCGAAUCAACCGAAAAGGAACCUUCAUCGAUAGUUAUGCAAUCAGUACCAGUAUCUAAUACGGAAGCAGAUUCAAGCAGCAGUGGCCAACCAGGGAAUCCAGAUGUUAAGCUUGAAGUGUCCAAUUCGCAGACAUCUCUCGAAUGUCUGGCAGAUUCAGAAAACUAUACCGAAGAGUAUUACGAAUACUUGGAGCCCGAAACUGAAGCCAUCGAGGAAGAAGUUGUAACGGAUGACACAAUGCACAUAGAAGAAGAGGAACUGUGCAUUGAAGAUUCUCAAGAAGAAUCCUCGUCGGUUCAGCAUGUCAACGAGAUUCAUCAGGACGCAGAAGACACUGAGACCGAGAACGAAUCGCAUUCAGUGCAAGAAAUGGAACUGUCGCAAUCGGAUUCUUCGAAGCACGCCAAGGGCCAAGUUUGUCAAAUAUGUGGUAAAAGUUCCACCUGCUUGAAGUAUCACAUGAUGUGUCACACCGGUGAACGUCCAUUCGCAUGCAAGAUUUGCGAUAAAACAUUUCGCACGAGCACAAAGCUUAACAUCCACGUGAACGGAGUUCACCUAAAGGUUCGGAAGUAUGAAUGUGAGAUUUGCGAUAAAAAGUUCUUAGAUGCCGGAAACUUACGCAACCAUAUGGUAACCCAUGGCGGCGAACGAAAGUUUGUAUGCGAUUUUAAGGGUUGUGGAAAAACAUUCGCUUUGCAGGGAACGUUGACGGUCCAUAAAAAAUUGCAUACCCAGGAGAAACAGUUCGAUUGUGAAUUCUGCUCCAAAUCAUUUUUGUACAAAUGGUUAUUGGUAAAACAUCACAGGACACAUACAGGAGAACGGCCAUACGAGUGCGAUAUAUGCCACAAGAAAUUUUCUACAAUUACCCAUAUGCAUACGCACAAAAAAACACACGAUCCGGACAGAGAAAGACAGGGCAGAAAACGGAAGCCUCCUUCUAGCUUCGAUGAAGAUAUGUCGCAUUCAAACUAAUGCAGAGUGCUGGAAGAUGUUUGUGUUAAUCAGCAAACAAACGCAGGCAAUACAAUAACAUCGUAGAAACCUCCAUGAAUGAAUGGGGAAUUAUAAUUUUCUAAUAAUUCCCAGCUGGGGAUCUAGGAUCGAAUUGUGUAAGUUUGGAACACGUCUACCUUUUCCAUCUAACUACCUUACUGCUGAACGACCAAUCAUACUUUUCGAAGUUGGCGGUACAGAAACGAAAAGAAAGCGCACUGAAGUAGCGCGAUAUACUUCCGUUUUCAUUAUAAAUCAGUACUCUGUAAAGUUAACACGUGGAUUGAAUGAUUUCUCAAAUCAAA
Molecule: messenger RNA, 1907 nt
Organism: Aedes aegypti (yellow fever mosquito)
Lineage: Eukaryota; Metazoa; Arthropoda; Insecta; Diptera; Culicidae
Product: zinc finger protein 490
Exons: 3
Coding region: 115-1581 (488 amino acids)
Biological process (GO): regulation of transcription by RNA polymerase II
Cellular component (GO): nucleus
Molecular function (GO): zinc ion binding; RNA polymerase II cis-regulatory region sequence-specific DNA binding; DNA-binding transcription factor activity
Source: RefSeq, a predicted model, not a curated record